Messenger RNA from Arvicanthis niloticus (Nile rat), 5679 nucleotides. It is a transcript of the gene Gpr101, whose product is annotated as G protein-coupled receptor 101. Gene Ontology annotation, biological process: G protein-coupled receptor signaling pathway. Gene Ontology annotation, cellular component: membrane. The record is from RefSeq and is a predicted model, not a curated record. NCBI's taxonomy places the organism in Eukaryota, Metazoa, Chordata, Mammalia, Rodentia, Muridae. Gene Ontology annotation, molecular function: G protein-coupled receptor activity.
GUCACCAGCGCGGGCGGGGACAGAGGGGAGGGGGAAGCGCCUCAAGGUGAGGGCACCGCGCUGCCUUAAGAAGCCGUGCGCCCCCGCCACAGCUCAGAGCUUGUGGCGUUGUGCGCUGGCUGGACGUGCGGGCACAAGCUCAGUGCCCAGCUCCCACCGCGCCCGCUGCUCCUUCCACUCGGUGCGAGCUCGCAGCUGCCUGUGCCCCGAAAGGUGGCCAGCCGAGAGCGGCGAGCCCCGAGGGAUCGGCCUCCAGCUCCUGCAGGCGAAGCCUCCUGCAGCAACAGUGUGCAGUAUCGUUGUCCACUAGUGCAGAAUCUAAGCUGGAUCUCUUCUACUGCCUGUCUGACAUCACCAUGCCGUCCAGCUGCACCAACAGUACUCAAGAGAACAACAGCAGCCGAGCGUGCCUCCCCCUCUCCAAGAUGCCUAUUAGUGUAGCUCACGGCAUCAUCCGCUCCGUUGUGCUGCUUGUCAUCCUUGGUGUAGCCUUUCUGGGUAACGUAGUGCUGGGUUAUGUAUUGCACCGUAAGCCAAACUUGCUGCAGGUGACCAACCGGUUCAUAUUUAACCUGCUUGUCACUGACCUGCUGCAGGUUGCUCUUGUGGCCCCCUGGGUGGUGUCCACCGCCAUUCCUUUCUUCUGGCCUCUCAACAUCCACUUCUGCACUGCCCUGGUUAGCCUCACCCACUUAUUUGCUUUUGCUAGUGUCAAUACCAUUGUGGUGGUGUCAGUAGAUCGUUACCUGACCAUCAUCUACCCUCUUUCCUACCCAUCCAAGAUGACCAACCGACGUAGUUAUAUUCUCCUUUAUGCCACCUGGAUUGCAGCCUUCCUGCAGAGCACACCUCCACUCUAUGGCUGGGGCCACGCUACCUUUGAUGACCGUAAUGCCUUCUGUUCCAUGAUCUGGGGAGCCAGCCCUGCCUAUACCGUUGUCAGUGUGGUAUCCUUCCUCAUCAUUCCACUGGGUGUUAUGCUUGGCUGCUAUUCUGUGGUGUUUGGUGCAGCCCGGAGGCAGCAAGCUCUCCUGUAUAAGGCUAAGAGCCACCGCCUGCAGGUGAGAGUCAAGGACUCUGUGGUGCAUGAGAAUGAACAGGAAGCAAAGAAGAGGGAUGAGUUCCAGGACGAGAAUGAGCUCCAGGGCCAAGAUGGAGGUGCUCAGGCUAAGGAAAGCAGCACAAUGGAAGAGGAUCUCAUGGUGGCCGAGAACAGCAGCAUGAAGACCGAAAGAGGAAGCCUGGAUUUCAGUGCAGGUAUUAUGGAGGCCAGGGGCAGUGAAGAGGACAGUAAUGGCAGCAUGGAGGGACUGGAAUUCAUCACUGAAUUUCAGGCUAGCAGCGCAAAGGCAGACACGGGCCGCAUAGAUGUCAAUCAGUGCAACAUUGACAUGGGCGAAGAUGACAUAGAGUUUGGCAUGGAUGAAGUCCAUUUCAACGAUGAUGUCGAGGCAAUGCGCAUUCCAGAGAGCCGUCUACCCAGUCGUCGAAACAACAACAGCAACCCACCUUUGCCUCCAUGCUAUGAGUGCAAAGCCGCUAGGGUGAUCUUCAUCAUCAUUUUCUCCUAUGUGCUGUCUCUGGGGCCCUACUGCUUUCUGGCAGUGCUGGCUGUGUGGGUGGAUAUCGAUACCCAGGUACCUCAGUGGGUGAUCACCAUAAUAAUCUGGCUUUUUUUCCUGCAGUGCUGCAUCCACCCAUAUGUCUAUGGCUAUAUGCACAAGAGCAUCAAGAAGGAAAUCCAGGAGGUACUGAAGAGGUUAAUCUGUAAGAAAAGCCCCCCUGUGGAAGAUAGCCACCCUGGCCUUCACGAAACGGAAGCUGGCACAGAGGGAGGUACCGAAGGCAGGGCUGUCCCCUCUCAUGAUUCAGUUACUUCACCUUAAAGUUAGCAGUAAGGCAAACUUUAAUUGUACACAAAAACGGAACACAAGAGCAGCUUUCUUUUCAGCGCACCGCUCACAAUCUCAUUAGUGCCAGUGCUUACCAUUUCAGGCAAAGGUGUUGCACACGCAUCCUUUCCCACCACAUGGCCGAUAAAUAUAAGGAAGAACUAGGGACUUGGAAGUUUCCUGAAAAGUAUAAACCUGUCAAAGCAUGGACUUUAGGAUCCCCACCAAAUAUAUACAGAUAUACACAUAUUAGGCUCGAAAUUUCCCAAAGCAAGGGCUAUCUGGUUUGAAACAACUGUUUUUGGUAUUCUGCCUGUCUCCCCAGAGCUAUAACACAUCAGCUUUAGCUCUGAGUAAAAGGAAAAGCAAUGCCUAUGGACAUAAGGACUUUGGACUUCAGGUCAGGAACUCAUGGGCUGGGGCUACAUAUUGUGUUCAGCUGAAAGAAAAGAAACUGACCAACUCAUUUAUGGAGCCCCAAAAGCAGAGCUAGGUGGAUGGAUCACCGUAUGAGCAGAUUUCUGUACCAGAGGGUCCCACAGUAUAUGGUGAAAAGCCUAUAAUUCAAACUGCAACAAAGGUGGACUAUGCAGUUAGACAAUAAAGAAAGCUUCUAGGUCUUCACAAGGGAUCAAGAAAAAGGUAAACCUGAAAUGAGGGGCUAGGUCAAAGGAAGAAAUGGAGAAAUAAGACAUAUCCAUGGAGCUAAACGACUAUGUGUUUCUUUCUCUUUCUCUCUCUCCCCUCCUUCUCCAUCCUCCUGUACCCUGCUACAUGGGCAGGAACUGACCACUGUGCAAAUGGAAAAAGUGCGAUUGACACAAAUGUUUUCUGUCUCCUAUUUGAGUAACAGCAGAAAAGAAAUCAGGCCACUAUCUUACUAUUUCCCUUCUGUCACUGAGUUGGGAUACUUAUAAGAACUCUCUAGAACUCUGACAGCCUCUGGGUUUUAUUUGCUCUUAUUUCAAACUGAUGUUUUGAUUAAACAGUAUUUUCAGGUUUCAAGAAGAAAGGAAGAAGAAAGACAGAGAAAAGGAAGAAAGAAAUUCCAGUAUGAAUGGCCAAAGUUCUAGAAAACUCACACUGCCGAUAAAUUUUAUGUGUGUAAGAAGUUUCUUUUAUCUCUGUACCCUAAUAAACAUGAAGCAGGUUCUGCAUAUGAGGAUAGACAUGUUCCUUCCCACAUGCAUAUACAUAAUAUACCUGUGGCUCUCUCUAAAACUUGUAAGUUCUCUGUACAAAUGCAGGGUAGAGUAUAAGUGUCAGGAAUGACGUUAUAUUUCUUCCUCCUCACAGAUUCCAGCAUGAGCUUCUCAAGGGAGGAAAGGUAAACGGUUGUGAAUUGUGAGGGUGUGGGUUUACCGUAUUCAGAAUGCAGGAGACUGGAUACAACCAAAUAGUAUUGAAAUGGCCUGUCAGAUCAGUAUGUCCACAAGAAGUUUAUCGAAUUCCACUUCACUAAUUUAGAACUUGUGAGAGCCUCAGAUAAGUCAUCGUAUCUAACCCUCACACUUCCAUUCAUUUUUCCAAAAAGUGUAACAAAGAAAAUUGUUUGUCAAAAUCCAAAAUCCAAAUGGAACCAGAACCUGUCUGUACAAGUGUGGUAAGUCCAUUUGGCAACACAUACGACAUCUUCCAGGGAACAAAAAAUAGGAUUAAAGGAACAUUGGUUGCAAGCUAAGUGCUGAGAUAAGGAAUCUGGUCAGGGCUUUUAACACUCUCCCUACUUAACUGUGUUUCUAUUUUUUCUUCUUACUCUAGGCCUCUAAAGGCCCCAUACCACUCCCAGGUUUAGGCAUCUGAGGAGGCAGAAGCAUGUACUGGAAACAAACUGUAGCCUAAAACCCAUGAAGAACAGACACCGUUCCAAUUAUAUGAGACAUCUUCCUCUCUGGCAAAUGUUUAAUGUGCACAUCAGCACACUUAGGCUAUAAGCCACAAAACAGGUUAGAGAAAGAUACAGGAAAACUCAGAUAUACAGAACUUGGCCACUGCCAAGUCACUGGGAAGUUCAUUGCUUUUUGGUAAGUAGGGUAAGAAUUGUCAAAGAACAUGAAGGCUGCCAAUAGAAGUUAGGUUUCCAUCAUUGCCUCCCAAAGCCUCCAUAUCUUAGCAGUAUACACACUAAGGGGAAAUCACAGCAAUGUGUACAGUUAAGAAGGUCUGCUGUGUGAAAAUUAAUUGCUGUCUUUCUGUAGCUCUAAAAGAGACAAAGACAAGAUUGGUUUUAGUUUGCUAUUUCAGACAUGAAUGGAUUUUCCCCUCUUCAUCAGUUUUAACUUUAAUGAAAAUUUAGUACUUUCGUCUUGUGUCAGUGCUGUGUUCUCUUGUGGUAUUUCUUCUAAUGUAAGCUCUAACUGUAUAUAAAAUGUGUUCUUGGAGAUAAGGUGCUAGAGAUUAGAUCGUGUGUGUGCGUGGUUUGUGCAGUAAAGUGGGUGAUGUGUGUGUACAUGUAAAGUUAGUUAACAAAAUGCAUGCAGUACUCUACAUGUGACCCACAAUCUGGUCACUUUUUGAAGUAGAACAUAGUACAUUUAUUUACCUUUAAAAGUGUAUACUACAGGAUAUGUAACAUGGCUCCACAGUGAUAUGCAGGAAGAGGUGCCUUUCAUUCCUUACAUCCCUGGUACGUGACAAGCAAGAACUUUUCCUGGUACAGCUGGGAAGAGAUGUGGAACUAAAUUAUCAUCUUGGCUGAAGUCCUCACCGGCAGUUCUCCAUCCCACUGGCACUGGUAUGCCUGUUUUCUUCAGUACGUAGAACUCGAAAUCAAAGAAGACAAGUCCUUUCCCCAUAAAGGAGCAAGAACCCCAGGACAGGCUAUUGGAGUACUGAUAGCAGGAGAAAAAAAAGAGUACUGUAGUUUCAAAACCUAAACAGGAACCAGUACCUGACUGGGAAGUUAAUCAGACUUGCAUUUAGCUGAUCCAUAGUUGACGAUCCCUACCCUCCUAGAGAAGUGCCAAGACCCAGAAGGCUGCUCUGUUUUGUUUUUGUUGUUGUUUUCCUCUUUGGCUGUCUCAGAUGAGAUGCAGUAUUAAUAAGAGACAGUGAGAAUUUGGGGGGUGGGGGGAGGGCAGGGAUUGCAGCUCAGGUGUUUGAAGAGUUACAGUCAUAGAUCAAAUAUAUUUGCAAAAGAACUCAGAUUAUUUUAUUAUAUUUUAAAAACAAAAGUAUUACAAGAGGAUAUAUUUUAUGUAUAUUCUCAUUAAAACAUUUCUAAAACUGCCUUUAAUACCAAAUUUCAUGUGCUAUUUUGAGACUGAGAAGAAUAGGACAAGUGCACUCAGUCAAUAAAACAGUUCUCUUUAAUACUUUCCAUUUUAAAUUUAAAAGUUUCCUUUUAAAACAAAAGGUUUGCAAUUUAAAAGUGCCUUUUCAAAGGAUUUUUCAAAACUAUAGUCCUGGGGCCUAGUUCCCAUUGGCACAACUUACCUUCAGGUGCACAAAUGGGUUGGAAUUUAUUGCCCACCUGUCAGCGAGAAGAGAAAUCCCCUCACACUCAAAUCAAAUUUAUGAAUUGAUACUGUUACAUGGGCAGGCAGUCCCAGAGACUCUGCCCAAAAUCAUGGUUUCAUAUAUUGGUUUAAUUGAAUGCAUUCUAAACUGGUUAUGAUGCCUUUUGUGCCAGACAGGAAUAACAGACUCCUGCUUGGGGAAUGAAGACAGAUUAAUGUUUGUGAUUUAACUAUUAUUAAUAUUUUUCGUGUUUCUUAAAUAGGUGCUGUAAAUCUGUCCUUGGUACAUUCUUCUGAAAUAUGCUAAAUAAAGUCUCAUUUUGUGUGUG